AUGGUCUCACCAAAGUAUUUCGAAAAGUAUUUUAGGGCGCACGAUUGUUGUAAUCUCACGCGUCUGAGGCGAUUCAUUCAAGCAGUGCUAGCCUACACGGGAGCACCAAAAGUGUCGCUCAUUACUCAUGGCAUGGGUGUUACACUGAUAGGAUCCCCUAGCGAGGAGGCAUGA
Cylicostephanus goldi is the source of this 174-nucleotide messenger RNA. The record is from the annotation of a GenBank genome assembly. Lineage: Eukaryota; Metazoa; Nematoda; Chromadorea; Rhabditida; Strongylidae.